Cheilinus undulatus (humphead wrasse) is the source of this 3753-nucleotide messenger RNA. Its product is annotated as free fatty acid receptor 3. Bases 1797 to 2867 code for a protein of 356 amino acids. Lineage: Eukaryota; Metazoa; Chordata; Actinopteri; Labriformes; Labridae. Gene Ontology annotation, biological process: G protein-coupled receptor signaling pathway; positive regulation of calcium ion transport; positive regulation of cytosolic calcium ion concentration. The transcript has a single exon. Gene Ontology annotation, cellular component: plasma membrane. The record is from RefSeq and is a predicted model, not a curated record. Gene Ontology annotation, molecular function: bioactive lipid receptor activity.
UUCACAUUUUAGUUUUAGUUAUCUAGUUGGUUUUAGGUAACUAUAACAACCUUGGUUCAGGGUCACAUCAAGGUCCAAGGACACAUCAACAUGGAGCUGGUAUGAUAUGAUACGGUGAGAUACGAUACAAUACGAUGCGGUGCGAUACAAUACAAUAGGGUAGGAUACAAAACAAUAUGAUACAAUAGGGUAAGCUACAAUAUGAUGCGAUACGAAACAAUACAACAGGAUUAGCAAAGAUACAAGGAGCAGAAUCUGGCCAGGCCAAAAGUCUCUUGGGGGCUCAUCAUCACAAAGUGUACAUACCAAUGGAAAUGUUCAAGUAUAUAUUUUUAAGCUUAAUGCACAGCUAUGGCACUUUUUUUGCUCAAAUUGUAAUAUUCAAAGUCUAAUUGGGAGUUUUGAUACUGUUACAUCCUUAAUGAAAUACCCUUAGAAAUGCAAAGCUAAUGUAUUCACCACAAUUUCACCUCUUACCAGUUUAUCCUUUAAAUUCUUUUCACUCUGUCCAACAUCCUCUUCUUUUUUUAUCCCACUUUUAACUUCCUCUUUUGCCAGUUAACUUCUGCUCCCAGUGUCACGGUUUGUGUCAUAACUGCAACGUGAGGAGUCAUGAAGUAGUGAGUCAAAUUGGCAGGGAAACCCUUUAGAGUGGUGUGGUUUCUUUAUCAUUCAAAUAUGGAUAUUUCUCACCAGUGAUCCAUUUAUUGCCCAACACAAGUCAGGACUAUGACAAAUCACUGUAUUGAUAUUUUUGUUGCACUCCCGAGUUUGGCCUCAUUUCAGCCAGUAAACAGGGCAAAUAUGUACUAAUUACUUUGUGGCACUCAUUUCAACAUAUAAUAAGUGUAACUGUACACAGACUUGUUCACACAAUGGAUCAAUAGACUGAUCAAACAGCUGGCUGCCAUGUUUUGACUGCUGCAGCUCUGUUCUUGGAAAAUCAUUUCUUGGUAUCUGCGUGAAUAAAACAAGCUGCAGUGUUUUUCUGCUUCAUUUUUUCCACCAACAGCACUUCUGCAUGACCCACCCACUCCUCUCUUACACUAACUUCCACGCAUACAUACACUACAAAUCUCAUUCCCCACCAUAAAGCUGCCUUCACGCCACAAACAAGUCACCGUUUCCCAAAGCCCAACCCAUCCCAUCCUCGCAUGGACCAUCAGCUUGAGCACAUUUAUGACUUAACUGCCUGGCCCUCCAGUUCACUUAGACCGCCUCGGCUUUAAGGGUAUGACCAUGUGUUUCCUGACACGCUGAUUAUUCUGAAUCAUUUCACUUAAGGGCCCAGAUGCUACCUGUCUGUUAGGCUUCUCUGAGAGGGCAAUUAAGGCAGGCUGGUGCCGGCUAAAUGCCCCUUUUUCUGCAUGAGUGGAGGCAUCUUUUUAUCUGCUUCUCUGCCAUGAUGUCGUAUGUGCCUCGCCCCCUUUGUGCCCACAUGCAUCAACGGCUAAGUGGCCAACGCCUCUUUUUCUGUCACCUGUGUCAGAGAUAUUCCCUAUGACUCAGAGCUCAGUCUGAACAUGAUAAAGGGUGAAAUCUGUCCCUAUAGCAGCGCUCGCAUCAGAUUUGAAAAGGAAUUUCCAGCAAAAAAAUGAAAGGACUUGACUUUGACCAGUGGUUUUAUAAAUGGAUGAGCAGCCAUGAACCUAUAACUCAUCAAGCAAGACUUCCGUUUGCCUGUUUUUGGAAGAAUCUCUGAGGACUUGACCUUAUCAUGAUAAAUUGGAGGCAGUGCUACUUUUAUCCUGGACUUCCUGUGCCUCUCAGCAGUGUUUAUGUCUUAAAUUGAAGAAAUGCACGUGUCUAUCCAGGAUUUUGUCGCGCUCUUCGUCUACAUCUUCACCUUUAUGCUGGGCCUUCCUUCAAACAUUCUGGUCCUGUUCGUGUACGUUCGCAAGGCUCGCAAGCAUGGCGCCACACCCAACGUGGUCUACGCCCUCAACCUGUGCCUGGCCAACCUGGCGCUCGUGGUCUGGUUGCCUAUCAAAGCUGUGGAGACUUUACUUCAAGACUGGAUGCUCCCUGCACUCGUCUGCCCCAUCUACAGCUUCUUCCUCUACUCCUCACUGUACGGAAGCUGCCUCUUCAUCACCGCUGUGACAGUCGGGCGCUACCUCAGCAUCGCCUUCCCAAUAGUAUACAAAAGGUACCGGCGUGCUCGUCUCUCCUGCUUCAUCAGCACUGCCUUGUGGGUCUUCGUCUUCAUUCAUCUCAGUAUCAGCCUGGUGGCUGAACAAGGUGCUAACUUUGUCUCGGUUGAAGGUGAUGCAUCAGUCUGCUAUGACCACUUCAACACCUCACAGCUAGCUCUUCUGCUGCCCCUACGCCUGGAGAUGGCCAUCGUUUUGUUUCUUGUGCCUCUUAUUCUGACGUCUUUCUGCACACUGCGGUGUGUCAUCCUUGUGUGGCGCUCAAACUUGCGCCCUUAUGGGAAGAGAAGAGUCCUGACUGUUGCUCUGUCCACGCUGGCUGUGUUUGUGGUGUGCUAUGCACCCUACAAUGCCUCACACGUCGUAGGAUUUGUAUCGGGUGAGAAUGUUGAGUGGAGGACAUACGCUAUGCUGACGAGCUCCUGUAAUGUUUUCCUGGAGCCAGUGGUCAUGCUGAUGCUGUCGCCAGCUGUUUCGAGGGGAAUCAUGGGAAGAGUGUGUGGACGGCAGAGCCAGUACAGCCGUAGAGGAGGGUUGAGGCAUCAAUACGGUAGUGCUAAUGGAGCUGCAAAUAUAAGAGCUCUGCCUAAAGGGUCUGAGAGGAGCCAGGUGGCUGCAGAAGAGACUAAGGAGUCAGGAGUGAGGUCACAGAAGGUGGAGACAUCAGGGGAUUCAAAAGACACUGUUGAAUCGAAUAAAAACAUUGAGGAAUAGAGGACAACUAUUUCUCAGCUUGCCCAAAUGAAUCUAAAGUCACCACUUUUUACUGAUAAUUUAAUCAGAAUCAUUUUUCUCCAAGUUCAUCACUACAUCAUGAGGAAACAAGUUUAGAUCAAACGUUUAGACAGAAGACAGUUGGAAAAGCUGCUUUUUGGCUGAUGUCAGCCCUGCACAUGGGUCUGUAUGUGUGUGUCUGUCUCACUGACUGAGUGACAAUACUCUCAGAGCCAUACAUAUAGAGUUGCAUUAUGGGCAGGGUUUAGUUGUACUCAAAGCCGUCAGUAGUGGCUGCCUCCAGUGUGGUGAUUACCUCGCGUGCAGUUUUAGCAUUGCAUCGGUUUUACUAGAACUGGACCACGUUUCUGUAUGAAACAUCUCAUGAUGUCAAAGAUGUUUUUGCUCUUCUGCCAACCUGCUACGGCAUGAGUAUGUGAGAGUUACAGGGGAAAGGAUUACUUGUUGUGUGAACGGUUGUGGGCAGUAGUUGCUAGUGGAGUGACUAGCUCAGACUUAGCCACAGCAGCAGUUUUGUCAGAACGGGACAACAUUUCUUUAUCAUAACAAGGGCAGAGAGCAACACUGAAAGCUUUCUGUGACAGAAAAUGUUUUCGCUCUUCUCCCGGUCUGUUUUGACAUGGGUUUACGAUCAUUACGGUGGGGUUUUCCGGUGUAUCCAAAGGCUGCUGCCGUGGUCGCCAUUAGCUCAGACGUAGCUGUAGGAAAGCAGCAGUUUAAUCAGAACUGGACCACAUUUCUUUUUAACACAAGAGCAAAGAGUCACACUGAAAGCUUCUCUUGGCAGAGAUUUUUUUGCACGACCUCUCGAGUGGCCUUGGCAUCAAUUUUAGACAAAGCUCUGCCGUUAACAAUCUAAAACGGU